Messenger RNA from Mixia osmundae IAM 14324, 2388 nucleotides. RefSeq lists its product as uncharacterized. Lineage: Eukaryota; Fungi; Basidiomycota; Mixiomycetes; Mixiales; Mixiaceae. Gene Ontology annotation, molecular function: protein serine/threonine kinase activity; ATP binding. The transcript has a single exon. Gene Ontology annotation, biological process: protein phosphorylation; intracellular signal transduction. The record is from RefSeq and is a predicted model, not a curated record. The coding region runs from base 1 to 2388 and encodes 795 amino acids.
AUGGCAGACGUCUCUCUCGCUGACAGCGCGACGCCCGUGCCCUCUACCGCGACAGAUGCGACUUCUGAAGCCGCAAGUGCCACCUCCAGACUGCAUCCUCACGAAGUCAUGCAUCACCACGCAGAGCCUCAUCAUCUCAAGCCAGAGAUGCGAGGCAGCUCGAACCUCGAUCGCGCAGCCUCGCACCGCCAGUCGAUAUUCGACAUCGAGGCAACCUUACAUCACUCUCUCUCGAAGAUGCCCAACAGCGAGGGUCGCUCGGCUGGCAUGUCGAGCUCGAGCUCGUCCGUGUCGGGAGACUCGAAGGUCUCCUCCCUCCUUCAUGGCGAGGACUACCACAUGCAUCUCCCACCGGCAUACACGGGCUCGCCUGGCACGCCAGACGCACCCACACCGCCGCAAUUUAUCUUUGCAAAGCCGUCUGCGAGGAAAGCCUCUGCGCAGGGUGCACUUGGCUCUGGUACUGCCACACCAGUCCAUCCGAGCUCUGUCAAUCACAGCCCAAACCCAUCGCGGGUGAGCUCGAGCGCGCACGGUGGCGUCGCUCAAGUAGCUGGCAACGGACAUCACGCCGAUCAUAAUAAGCACCACAGUCCGCUCCAUGAUCUGCGUCGAUUCCUGAACAAUCAUCUCCACCAUGGUCAUCAUACAGACAAGCAGUCCCACACUGCACCCUCCACCCCACCGGAUACGCCCUCAAUUGGCAGCAAGUCCGGCCACGCCACUCCCGCGUUGACGCCCAAGCAUUCACGCGGUCACGGAGGUCAUAGUCUCGUGAUGACCCAGAGGGACUCGCAUUCCUCCCACCAUUCGCCGGGACGUCACAGCCCGCCCUUUGGGGAGGACCACGCGCAUUUGCAAAAGAAGUACGGCAAAUGGGGCAAAGUCCUGGGAAGUGGCGCUGGCGGAACGGUUCGGCUGAUCAGGCGCUCCAAGGACCACACUGUGUUUGCCGUCAAGGAGUUCAGGCAGAGGCGGCAAGGCGAGCCUGAGAAAGACUACGUCAAGAAGGUGACUGCCGAGUUCACUCUAGGCUCUGCGCUUCAUCAUCGCAACAUCAUCCAUACCGUCGAUAUCAUCUGCGACCACGGCAAAUUCUACGAGGUCAUGCAAUAUGCCGAGUUUGACCUCUUCUCAAUCGUCAUGUCAGGAAAGAUGACGCGGCCAGAGAUUUACUGUGUCUUCAGGCAGAUCAUCGACGGUGUCGAUUAUCUGCACGAGAUGGGUCUCUCGCACCGUGAUCUCAAGUUGGACAACUGCGUUAUGACGGCUGAUAACUGCGUCAAGAUUAUCGACUUUGGCACUGCCACUGUCUUCAGGUAUCCCGGUCAGCUGCCUACGAUGGCCAAUGGCAUCGUCGGAAGCGAUCCUUAUCUGGCACCAGAGGUGCUGGGCAAGGCAGACUACGAUCCCAGAGCGGUCGAUGUCUGGUCGGUCGGCAUCAUCUUCAUGUGUAUGAUCCUUCGGAGAUUUCCCUGGAAGCUGCCGGACACGCGUACCGAUGCCUCGUACCGUCUCUACGUCAACUCGCAUCCGGAGCUGUGUGCGCCUCUUGCUGAACCUAAGACUGCGGGCCGCUGGUCGCCUAAAAGGACGCUGAGCACUGCUUCGCUGAAUCAUCGGGGCAAUCAGAGCGGUACCUCGACGCCCAUGCUGCAAGGUGAAUCUCGUAAUUGCGGCAGCUCGGGAACAUCGCUCUCUGCGACUUCUUCCAUCUUUCAUGCACCAUCCUCGCCCGGCGAUUCUGGCUAUUCGACCGGACAAGGCACAUCGAUGUCGGAGGACGAGAGCCUGCCGGACAAGCAGCGUCACAAAGACAAGCAUGAGCUUGCUUUCACGACACUUGAUCGAACGGCGUCGCCCGAAUCCGUCUCUGGAGCAGAUUCCUCGCCAACAAAGGGGGGUUCUAAUGCUGCCAGACUGCUCGACAGCAAAGCGCCGUCUACAGAUGCACCAGAGCGCGACGCUGCCCAUUCUGCUGCCUCACAGUCAUCAUUCUCGAGUGGUAGUACGUCUCAGAGCGUGUCUUCAUCGCGGCCGCCCGUCGAACGUAUGGCCACGGCUCGCUCACAGGCUGCCUCAAUCUCGUCACAAGCGACAUGGGACACCGGCGCGGCAGACAGCAUCUUCCGACUGAUCCCGCGAGAAUCGCGCACGGCACUGACGAGCAUGCUUACUAUACAAGCUUCUCGGCGGUGUACGCUCGCAGAUCUACUCAGAGGUGGCGAGGGUGACGACGAAGAUAUGUCACAAGCCGAUCCGUGGAUCUCCUCAAUCAGGACUUGCAUCGACAACGAUCAACAUGGCAAAAGUAUCAUCGGACACGAUGACGAGGACUAUCAUAAGCACAUCAAGAUACCGCCUGCGCCUGUCAAGCUUGGCAAAUGA